This is a messenger RNA of Rasamsonia emersonii CBS 393.64, 1659 nucleotides long. Its product is annotated as Amino acid transporter. Gene Ontology annotation, molecular function: amino acid transmembrane transporter activity. Bases 1 to 1659 code for a protein of 552 amino acids. Gene Ontology annotation, biological process: amino acid transmembrane transport. NCBI's taxonomy places the organism in Eukaryota, Fungi, Ascomycota, Eurotiomycetes, Eurotiales, Trichocomaceae. The record is from RefSeq and is a predicted model, not a curated record. The transcript is spliced from 5 exons. Gene Ontology annotation, cellular component: membrane.
AUGGCUGCGAAGGACUACGACGCGGAGAAGAAGGCUGCCGACGCGGAGCCCCAGAGCGUCUCUGCCUCUGAUGGCGAGACGGCCGAGGGCACCGUCAGCCCCUUGAAGCGCAAUCUUCAUGGGCGCCACAUGCAGAUGAUUGCGAUCGGUGGUGCCAUUGGUGCUGGUCUGUUUGUCGGUACGGGUGGUGCUCUGUACUCUGGUGGACCUGGCUCGCUGCUCAUCGCUUAUCUCAUCGUCGGUGUCAUGCUUCUCCUGACCAUUCAGGCUUUGGGAGAGUUGGCUGUCCUCUAUCCAGUCAACGGGGCAUUCUUUACAUACUGCCUGAGAUUCAUCGAUCCUUCUUGGGGUUUCGCCGUCGGCUGGGACUACGCUCUCAACUGGCUCACUAUCCUGCCCUUCGAAAUCACUGCCGCCGGUAUCACCAUUCAGUACUGGAGGGAUGAUAUCAACAUCGGGGUUUGGAUCACUGUUUUUCUCGUCGUGCUCAGUGCGAUCCAGAUCUUUGGAGUAAGAGGAUACGGUGAAGUGGAGUUCGUCCUCAGUCUCAUCAAGAUUGUUGCGCUCACCGGUUUCAUCAUUCUGGGCAUCGUCAUCGACUGUGGUGGUGCGCCCAAGGGCGGAUAUAUUGGCGCGCACUACUGGCAUGAUCCCGGUGCCUUCAAGGACUUCCGCGGCUUCUGUUCCGUCUUCACGACGGCUGCAUUUGCUUUCGCAGGCACCGAACUUUCCGGUCUGGCUGCCGCCGAAUCAGCGAACCCGGCCAAGGCUCUCCCGAAAGCCUGCAAACAAGUGUUCUGGCGGAUCCUGAUCUUUUACGUCCUGGGAACUUUCAUUGUCGGUCUGAUCGUUCCGUCCAACGCCGAUUAUCUGAUGGGCUCCUCGGGAUCAAACACCAAGGCUUCUCCGUUCGUCAUGUCGAUCCAAAACGCCGGCAUCAGCGGUCUCCCGUCCGUGAUGAAUGCGGUCAUUACCAUUUCGGUCAUCAGCGUCGCCAACUCAGCCACCUUUGGCUCCACGCGGACGAUCCAGGCCCUGGCCAGUAACGGCAUGGCCCCCAAGAUCAUGUCGUACAUUGACAAGAAGGGCCGUCCCGUCUUUUGCGUGUUGCUCCAGAUCGCCUUUGGUUUCCUGGCGUUCAUCAACGAAGCGAGCUCCACUGGCGAUGUGAUCUUCAACUGGCUUCUUGCUUUGUCCGCCAUCUCCAAUUUCUUCGUCUGGGGCAGCAUCUGUCUCGCCCACGUCCGGUUCCGCGCCGCCUGGAAGGCCAACGGCCGCAGCGUGGACGAAUUGGCGUACGCGGCCCCGUUCGGGGUCAUCGGCAGCUGGAUUGGCUUUGGAUUGAACCUCCUCUGCCUGAUUGCCGAAUUCUAUGUUUCCAUUGCGCCCCUGGAUGCCUCCACCUUCUUCCAGAACUACCUCGCCGCCCCCCUCGUCAUUGCUCUCUACCUCUUCUGGAGGAUCUACUCUGCCUACACCAAGGACCCGAGAGUGGAGAAACGCGGCUGGAAGCUGUUGCGGUCGAUCGAUGAGAUCGAUGUUCUCAGCGACAUGCGGGAUACGGCCCUGGACGCCGAUCUGGAGCCACGAAAGAAAUACGACACCUGGGGCGAGUGGUUGAAGGCUGCGCCGAUGAGAGUCGUUCGUUCCAUAUUUUAA